Molecule: messenger RNA, 1925 nt
Organism: Sceloporus undulatus (fence lizard)
Lineage: Eukaryota; Metazoa; Chordata; Lepidosauria; Squamata; Phrynosomatidae
Product: lysosomal acid lipase/cholesteryl ester hydrolase-like
Exons: 12
Coding region: 411-1622 (403 amino acids)
Biological process (GO): lipid metabolic process
Molecular function (GO): hydrolase activity, acting on ester bonds
Source: RefSeq, a predicted model, not a curated record
AGAAACAUUUUGUGUCUUGAGGUAUCUGAGAAUGGUAAACAAGCAUUUGCCGAAUUCAUUGUUUCCUUUGGCUAUGGAAGGAAACGAAGUCAUGCACUAGAAAAGUCUUUUUGAUGGCUUGGAGCCAAGCUGGAAAUUGUUCACGCUUAGAAAGCAGAAAAUAAUUACAACUGAAUAGGGAGUGUAUUCUCCAUUGCUUCCGUAUUAAGAACGUAUGACUUGCCUUAUAAGAAGCUCAUUGCCAUAUCUGUUUUGAAUUGCUUCAAGAGAAGUUGAAUUUAGUGUCAGAGCAACAUUAAUAUUCGCAGUACCUUGGGAACACAGAGCCAAAAAAGCAGCUUCAAGGAGAAGGAGCAAAGGUGAAUGAAGACUUCACUUGGGUUGAAGAUGUGGACUUGAUCAUCAGCAACAUGUUUAUGGCAAGGAAUUUCGGCAUCCCAAUAGAACCUACAGCUAAAUAUACGGUGGAUCCAGAGUGCUUUUUAAAUGUUAGUGAAAUUAUCCAAUAUCAUGGAUAUCCCAGUGAGGAACAUCAUGUUGAGACAGAAGAUGGAUAUAUCCUUACAAUCUUCCGAAUACCUCAUGGAAGAUAUAAUUUUACCAACAAAGGUUCCAAGCCAACUGUGUUUUUGCAGCAUUGUAUUCUUGGAGAUGCUUCCCACUGGGUUUCAAACCAACCCAGCAAUAGUUUGGGUUUUAUUUUAGCAGAUGCUGGCUAUGAUGUUUGGCUUGGAAACAGCAGAGGGAACACCUAUUCUUCAAAUCACAGCACACUGAAAUCAAGUGAGAAGAAAUUCUGGAAAUUCAGUUUUCAUGAGAUGGGAUAUUAUGACGUUCCAGCAGCCAUUAAUUUCAUCCUGAAUAAAACUAGGCAACAACAAUUAUAUUAUGUAGGACAUUCUGAAGGCACAGCAAUGGGGUUCAUAGCAUUCUCUACUUGGCCAAAACUGGCUGAAAGAAUCAAAGUAUUUUUUGCUUUGGGUCCUGUAACAACAGUGACGUUUGCUACAACGCCCGUCGUAAAAUUGGCCCAGUUUUCUGAAACAAUGUUGUAUAUUCUUUUUGGCAACAAAGGACUGCUUCCAUACCCUACGUAUCUGAGAAGGCCAAUUGCAAAGUUCUGUACCCAUCUACCUGGACUGUGUGCCAACAUUCUUUCCUUCAUAUGUGGAUACAAUAUCCCCAAUUUAAACAUGAGUCGACUUGAUGUGUAUGCCACACAUUUUCCAGCUGGAACAUCUGUGCAAAAUCUUCUUCAUUGGCGCCAGGUUCGUAAUACAAAGCUCUUUCAAGCCUAUGACUAUGGAUCCACAGAAAAGAAUAUGGAACAACAUAAUCAGACAGCUCCUCCUGUCUAUAAAAUUGAAGAUAUAAAAAUACCAGUUGCCAUCUGGACAGGUGGGCAUGAUUUCUUUGUUGAUUCAAGAGAUGCAGCAAUGUUAACCUCGAGGAUUCAUAAUCUUAUAUAUGAAAAGCAUAUUCCUGAAUGGGAACACCAAGAUUUCAUCUGGGGACUUGAUGCACCCAAACGCAUAUAUGCCGAUAUCAUUCAAACAAUGAAAAAGUAUCUUAAUUUUACAGCAAUGAGGAGCUCACUUUUCAGCUACGCAUAUUUUCUAUAACAUCCAAAUGAGAAUGUGUAUUCUGGGACAAACACCAUGCUUAUUUCCCUUGCAAGUGUUCUUGUUUUACUAAUUUUGCCUGAUGAAGAAGAAGAAACACCACCUAAAGUUUUUCUGAUGCAAAAGCUUGGAGGCUUCUAGAUAAAUCCAGUGUCCUAUGCGCCUACAAAUGGACCUGCAGCAUGACAAGGAUGGAGACAUAUUGGAUUGUAAAGAACGUGUCUUUGUUGUGAUGCAAAUGGAUGUUAAAUUUCCUGGACUUUAAAAACCUCCCAGUUGCCACAUGGCCAGAAGGCAGAGGGG